GCGGAGGAGGCGGAGGCGGCUGGGGGGUGUGAGAUGGGCGGGGCAGAUGGGGUACACAAAGGGCCGGUCGGCGACGCGGCGGGGAUCGAUCGGGUGAUGCUUCGGUUCCGGCCCAUAGCUCCGAUGCCGGCCACGGAGGACCCGGGCCGAGGCGGGUCGCACGUGGGAGGCAAGAGGUGGUUGCUUUCGGGUGGGAGGACCAAGAGGAAGUACGUUAGGAGUCGCAAGGCCAAGGGUAAUAGUAACUGCAGCAGCAGUAAUAAUAACACCUCCAGCGGCACCACCAAAAGGAAAAGAGCGGUGCAAGGGCCAAAAGGAAAAGGAGGGUCUGCUGAUGGUUCUUCGGGGUUGGAGAAGCAAAUAGUGACCCUCCAGUUGUUGCCUGAGAAAGCUGAUCGUGGUGGAGAAUCUAAAGCGCUUAAAGAAAAGCCUGAGCCUACUGAGCAGGAGCCUCGAUGUUGUAGCGUCAAUAAUCGCUGCAGUACUGACUUUGGUCCUGAAUUCAGCACCGUGAAUCUCGCCCUACCUAAUGGGGUCCCACCCAUGUGGUCGAGGUCGGACCCCAUCGAUCUCGUCAACACCAGCCUCCCUUCGGCGUCGCCUCAUCGGAUGCGUUACCCUGGAGUCUUGGAGUGCUGGGUGAUCGUGGAGUCCGUCUCCGCCGACACGCACAUUGACGCGCAGGACCAUCAGCUGGCGGGGCUCACCGACGCCGACCGGAUGAGGAGUCUCGAGACCGACGCGUGCCCCGGGUUCCUGGCGGAUCCGAGCAAUAGGGUGAAGUGGGUGAACGGAGCGUUCGAGAGGAUGGUGAUGAGAGAGCACUCGAGCGACGGCGUCGGCAGCGGCCCGCUGCCGACCGAGAUCGCGGUGAGGGUGGUGGCGAAAGCGGAGCUGCCCAAGGCGCGCGCGGCCUUCGCGUGCAGGGCGACGGUGAGGCGGCACUCGUGGCAGCGGGGCGAGGAGAAGUGGGCGGCGAGGAUAGUGCCGUGCGAUGUGUGGAGGAUGGACGAGGGGGGAGGGUUUGCAUGGAGGCUGGACGUUAAAGCUGCGCUCAGCUUGGGUCUCAGCUGACACGACCCGACAAUUUCGGUGGCCGCACCGACCGAACAAAGGGGUUCGGUAUGAUCAGCUUAUUCAUUUAGUAUCUAUACCUGCAUAUGCAGUGCCUGACUUUGUCAGUGAUCUGCAAUGAAGUGAGGUGUGUGUUCGACAGAGAUUGAAGCUGAAAAAGAUCAGUCGAACACGGAACAAUGUAGAGUCCGAAGCUUGGAGACUGGAGGGAACUCGGUCUAAAGCUUAUAGCCUCAAAAACAAUGCUGUGGUUUUAUGUACCUGUAGAAAGAUGAAAAUGGUGGCAAAAUAUAUCUAUUUGGUAAAGUCUCGUAUGUAGUGAUAUACAUUCGGGAAAUCUGGAAAGAUCAGAUGUUUCUGAUGAAACUGAUGUCAGAUUCUAGCCAUGGCAACGAACUAAUCUUGCCAAUGCCUUGUAUAUUAAUUGUAAUGUGUGCUUUGUGGUAAGUGAAAAGGCAGGAGUUGUUUGUGCCAGCUAAAA
Molecule: messenger RNA, 1555 nt
Organism: Syzygium oleosum
Lineage: Eukaryota; Viridiplantae; Streptophyta; Magnoliopsida; Myrtales; Myrtaceae
Exons: 2
Coding region: 34-1074 (346 amino acids)
Source: RefSeq, a predicted model, not a curated record